GCGAAAAUGAAUUUAAUCUGUGGCGCGUGUGUUGUUUUUUAUUUGUGUUGCCAUGAUUUCUAGGUUAUGUACAUAGCUGUUAAAUGUUUGGUCAUUCGAAUGUUCAUUUCUAAUUAUGGAAUGCCUAGAUAAUUUUACCGUGCAAAAUGUCAGAAAUAAAACAACUCGCCAAGAUCGAAGUAAUUUUUAAUAAUCUACGUGAACAUCCAAGUUGUCCACAUGGACCAAUGUUACUCUUCAAACGUGUUGUCGAUGGUGAAGAGAAAAAUUUCUUUGCAUGUUCAGCAUGCCGAGAUCGUAAGGAUUGCAAUUUCUUUCUGCGGGCUGAUGAGAAAGUGACACCAAAUAAGAAGAAUGCUUGGGAUUUGGAGCGAGAAAGAAUUAUUCCUAAAAUUAAUCAUCCUAGACUUUAUAAAAAGUUUGAGAUGUUACUUGAGAAAUCUCCAGAACAGCGGGCUUUCUGUCAUACAUGCAACAGUCUUCUCUUAUCCAGCGAGACUACAAAGAAGCAUGUUGGACAUGAUGUAAUACUUGGUAUUUCAGAACACCUGUUAACACAUCCAACAGAGCUACUUAAACCUUUGGAGAGUGCCAAGAAAGAGGCACAGUAUUUGUUCUCAUCUCAUGCUACCAGGACCAUUGUGAAUAUAGCGCGUGGCUUGGGAGCCAUGAAAGUGUUAUGCUUGGGUGCUCCACGUGUUCAUGAACUGGUGUGUUCGGAGAUGUCAUCAGACCUAGAUAGCUUGCUGCUGGAUAUAGACUCUAGAUUUCAUCAGUUCAACCCCCCUUCACGCUUCUGUUGGUUCAACUUAUUCAAUAAUUAUUUUUUUUCUCAAGAAAAGGGCGCACUUGUUUUAACUGAAUUCCUGCAGCAUGAUAAUGGGCGUGGCAUUGUGGUAGUGAUGGAUCCUCCAUUUGGAGGCAGAGUAGAGCCUUUAGCCAAGACUAUUCAAGAAAUCAUGCGACUACACAGAAAACUCUGCCCUGACAUUCACGCAGAUAUGUUAGUUCUGUGGAUUUUCCCAUAUUUUAUGGAACCACAGGUCUUAGCGAGCUGUCCAGAUUUUACCAUGCUGGAUUAUAAAGUGGAUUAUGACAACCAUCCUUUAUUUGCCUCAGGUCCUAAAGGCCGCAAACACGGAUCUCCAGUGCGAAUAUUUACAAAUGCAAAUCCAAAGGAUGUGCCACUCCCUGAAGAAGAAGGCUAUCAAUACUGUGAGAUCUGUCAGCGAUGGGUUAGUCAAGAAAAUCGCCACUGUGCACAGUGCAAUGAAUGCUCUUCCAAGGNUGGACGUACAUAUAUUCAUUGUAAUGAAUGUAUGAGGUGUGUCAAACCAUCGUGGAAGCAUUGUACCACUUGUAACCGCUGCUGUUUGCCAAGUCAUGUGUGUGGAGAGUUUGUUCCAUCACAGUUAUGUUUUAAUUGUGAACAACCUGGACAUAAGAAACGAGAUUGCCCUACCUUCAGCUUUGAUGCUCCUAUUCCCAUCAAGAAGAUUGAGUCUGCUCCACAUUGUAAGAGACAAAAACACACAUGGAAUGACAAUAUUGAUGAAGAUGAGAAGCAAAUAUUUAUAAAUGUGUCAAGUAAGAAACAGAAGGUGGAGAAUGCAAAUAGUAAGAAAUCAAGAGCAAAUAUGAAGAAGAAGAAAAAAAGAAAAUCUAGAAUAAACUUAAGUAUGAGAACAAAGUUGCAACUGUAAUUAGUAUGUCUCUCACCACAGAGUUUCUCAGCCUCUUACAUGGAAAUAUAGUUCAGUAUCUCACAGCAUACCAAUCCUGCAUUCCUGUAUGUUUGUAUUUGUUGUAUCUCUCCUCAUCUUCAUCCACUAGCAUCAUUUCUGUUUUAUAUGGGUCCGUGGAUGAAAAGUCUCCAACCUAUAUUUUCAUGCCACAGUUGUUCCCUUCUAAUACCUGGGUGAACCAUCUUGCUCUUUGCCUCCUGGGGGUAUAUUUCUCUUACGUUUUAAUUCUAAUGUCCUCAUCAGUAUCCUUGUUCUAUCCACUUUUUUUUCCAUUGCCAAACAAUUAUAAUCUUUUCUCUUCUAAUUCUGUUAACAAAUUUCGAAUUGUAAUUCCUUUCCUAAGAUUUCAUUUCUAAUUGUCUUUUUUCCCUGAGUAUUUCUUGAAAAUUAAUAUUUGUGUCUAUGUAUGCAUAAACUGUAUUCAAGUUAAUCUUUAUAUUUUGCUUUUCAUUUAUGUUUUUUUUUUCUGUGAUAGAAUGAUUUAACACAUUAACAGUAAUUUCAGAAUGAAUAAGUGACAAGAGUGGCAGACCUGGAACACUUAGAUUAAAAAUGGCUAUUCUGGAAGAUGAAGUAUAUAACAAAUAUAAGAAAGUAUGAAAAGUAUUGAGGCAACAACAGUUUAAAGCAGAAAACAGCAGCACAGGCCAAUGGGGUGACAGAACAGGGUUGAGCAUUAUUUUAUAUUAUUUAAUGAACUGAAUUUGUAUGAACAUAUUGUAAUUGAGAAUGUCAUAAACACUUGACUUAAUAUGAUGGCACACUGAUUGUGACAACCUCCUGUGUCAUAUGAUUGCAGAAAUAUUGGUGAAACUUCAUGAAGUCCAAAGCAUAUAAUAUUAAGUUUAAAUCCUUGUAUAUAAGAUACAAAACAUUUUUGUAUGUUGUUAUUCACUAUGCACUAUGAAAAAUUCUAAUUUAAGUAAAUUUCAGAUGUACAUGUAAUUGAAAAAUAAAAUUGAUAUUAAAUGAA
Messenger RNA from Cryptotermes secundus, 2718 nucleotides. RefSeq names its product rRNA N6-adenosine-methyltransferase ZCCHC4. Gene Ontology annotation, molecular function: nucleic acid binding; zinc ion binding; rRNA (adenine-N6-)-methyltransferase activity. NCBI's taxonomy places the organism in Eukaryota, Metazoa, Arthropoda, Insecta, Blattodea, Kalotermitidae. Gene Ontology annotation, biological process: rRNA methylation. The coding region runs from base 147 to 1703 and encodes 518 amino acids. Gene Ontology annotation, cellular component: nucleolus; cytoplasm. The record is from RefSeq and is a predicted model, not a curated record. The transcript has 8 exons.